Messenger RNA from Naegleria gruberi, 2116 nucleotides. RefSeq lists its product as uncharacterized. The record is from RefSeq and is a predicted model, not a curated record. The transcript has 4 exons. Gene Ontology annotation, molecular function: ubiquitin protein ligase binding. Bases 1 to 2097 code for a protein of 698 amino acids. Gene Ontology annotation, biological process: protein ubiquitination; ubiquitin-dependent protein catabolic process. Lineage: Eukaryota; Heterolobosea; Eutetramitea; Acrasida; Naegleriidae. Gene Ontology annotation, cellular component: cullin-RING ubiquitin ligase complex.
AUGAGAAAAGUUCAAACGGGAAAGAAAUUUGAGAUUAAAGCUCCCCGAGCAGAGAGUACAACAACAGAGGCUUUCUUUUCCACUACUUGGACACUUCUCAAGCAAGCUAUUCAACAAAUUUAUCACAACAAGAGCUCUGAACUUUCCUAUGAGGAAUUGUAUAGAAAUACCUAUAAAAUAGUAUUGAAUAGACAUGGCGAAUCACUCUAUGAAAAUGUAGAGGCCUGCAUGUUGGAGCAAGUAGAAUUCAUUCUCAGUAGUGUUUUGAAAAAGUGUCCUGAUGAAUUAUUUCUCAAGACAAUAUGCAAUGUUUGGGAGGAAUACAAGACAGAAACAUCUGUAGUGAGCAGUGUUUUGAUGUAUUUGAAUACAAAUUAUGCUCUCAAACAAUUACAGCAACAACAAUCUCAAAGUAGUGGAAAUGGUGCAAAUCAAACACCUGUUAAACACACAUUAUUCGUCUAUGAUAAUGGUGUAGAAAUAUUCAAAAGAGUAGUUAUUUAUCAAAGUCAAUCAGGAGUUAAAAUUAAAAAUAUUGUAAUUGAAAUGAUUGGAAAGGAAAGAGGUGGAGAAUAUGUAGAUAGAUUAUUGUUGAAAAAAGUAGUGAGAAUGCUAUGUGAAAUGAACUGUUAUAAUGAUGUAUUGGAAGAACCAUUUUUAGAAACCAGUGCUCAAUACUACUUGCAAUUGUCCCGUGAUUUAUUGGCACAGACAUCAAUUACCGACUAUUUGAAACUAGUCGAUGAAAGAUUAAGAGAGGAGGAUAACCGUGUACAGUACUAUCUCUCUUUUACAACAAAACCAAAAAUUUCAAAAAUCUUACGACAAGAAAUGAUUACCAAACAUUUGGACACUAUUACAGAGAGUCCAAGUGGAUACAUUUCCUUCCUCAAGGAUGACAAGAUUUCAGAAUUGCACAGAAUGUACAAUUUGUUUUUGGGUAAUGAAGAAGAACAUUUAUCCAUCAUGAUAAAGCUCUACAAGCAAUACAUUACCGAUGUUGGUAUUGCCUAUGUAAUGGAUGAAGAGAAAUUACAGGGAUCUGCAGUAACCUUCAUUGAAGGUCUAUUAGAACAAAAGAGAAAAUACGACAGAAUUACUCGAGAAUCUUUCAAGAGCAAUUCAAAAUUUGAACAAGCUCAAAAGGAAGGAUUUUCCAUCUUUUCAGAUGGUACCAGACAAAAGAGAGUUUCAGAAUAUCUUUCCCUCUAUUUGGACAAUACAAUCAGAACUCUUGGUGAUUCAGAACAAGAAUUGGAACCAAUCAUGGAGGAUGCUAUGGCUCUUUUCAGAUUCUUGAGAGACAAGGAUAUUUUUGAGAAUUACUACAAGGUUCAUCUUUCAAAGAGAUUACUCUCCAAGGGACAUCAAGCAAACUCUGAGAAAAUGUUCAUCUUGAAAAUGAAAAAGGAAUGUGGAUACAGUUUUACAUCAAAAAUUGAAGGCAUGUUCAAUGAUAUGAAAAUAUCAGCCCAAACCAACGAACAAUAUCAACAACAUGACGCAUUCAAACUCAAACCAGAAAGAAUGGACUUUAAUGUAAAUAUUCUCACUCACUCUUUCUGGCCUGCCUAUACCCUCAAUAACAUCAUUCUCCCAGCAGAUCUUAAUUUGUGCUGUGAGUCAUUUGCCAAAUUUUACAAUCAUAUUAAGGAAUUAACUCAAAUACCAGAAAAGGAUUUAAAAAAGACUCUUACAAUUUUAUGUAUGAACAAGACCAAAAUCCUUUCCAAAGAACCAAAGACAAAGAAUUUGGAAGAUAAUCACAAGUUUGUCUUGAAUCAGGACUUUAAGAAUGCCAAUUAUAGAGUAAGAUUAGCCAUCACCUCCACCAAGGAAACUGUUGAGGAAGUUCAAGAAACUGAAUCCAAGAUUGAAUUGGAAAGAAAACCUGUUAUUGAGGCUGUUAUUGUGAGAGUAAUGAAAGCGAGAAAGAAGCUCCACCACAAUGAACUCAUGUCAGAAGUUGUAAAGCAACUACAAAGCAGGUUUGUACCAAACCCUCAAGAAGUCAAGAGAAGAAUUGAGAAUUUAAUUGAAAGAGACUUUUUAUCAAGGGAAGUUGAAGAUCACAAGACAUACAAUUAUGUUGCAUAAAAUAGCCAAAUUUUUUAUU